UGUGAACUUCAAUCGGGACUUCAAUUGCCCUUAAUUUAAGAGUAGUUCACUGUUUGAAUCUGGUGGAAGUGGUACAACUGUGAAUUUUGAGAUACAGCCUCUCUUGCUUCUUUUCCAGAAUCUGCGUACUCUGUCACCAUGAGUUUUGGGGAACCGCUGACAACUUUGUUGGUUGUUUUAUUGAGCGUCCUGCUUCUGGUGAGAUUCUUUCAAAACAACCAGCGGCAGAAAGGCAGGCUUCCCCCGGGUCCUCCUGCCCUCCCGAUCGUCGGCAACCUGUUCCAACUGGAUUUCAAAGCACCCCACAAAUCCCUCAUCAAGCUGAGUGAGUGGUAUGGCCCUGUGUUCACCUUCUGGUUCAGCAGCUUCCCUGCGGUGGUGGUGUGUGGUGCCGAAGCGAUGAGAGAGGCCCUGAUUGACCACGGGAAUGACUUCAGUGGCCGAUAUCUCAUCCCUGUCAUCAAAAAAGUCUCAGAUGGCUAUGGAGUUGGUUUCAGCAGUGGCGAGAGAUGGAAGCAGCUUCGGAGAUUCACUCUCAGCACCUUGAGGAAUUUUGGAAUGGGGAAAAAGAGCGCUGAGGAGAGGAUUCAGGAAGAAGCCCAGUUCCUGCAAACAAGCUUCAGGAAUAAGAAAGGUGAACCUUUCAACCCAAACUUUCUCCUGAGAGGUGCAACGUCAAACAUCAUCUGUUCCAUCACCUUUGGAAAACGAUUUGAUUACGAAGAUAAACAACUUCUCUGGCUGAUGGAGUUGGUUGCAGAAAAUGCCCGCAGUUUGACUAGCCCUUGGAUACAGUUGUACAACAACUUCCCAAGGAUCAUGGAUUUCCUACCCGGACCUCAUCAGAAGAUCUUCCAAAAUAUGGAAAACUUGAAAAGUUUUCUGGCCAAGACUAUUCAAAGUCACAAAGAGACUGUCCAGAAAGACUCCCCCAGGGAUUACAUCGACUGCUUCCUCACAAAGAUGGCUGAGGACAAAGAUGUGCUUAACUCCGAAUUCUUUCAAGAAAACUUGCUGCUGACGGUGCUGAACUUAUUUAUGGCUGGAACUGAAACAACCAGUACAACACUACGCUGGGCUCUUCAAAUCCUGGCAAAGUAUCCAGAAGUUCAAGAGAAGAUUCAUAAUGAGAUUGAUGAUGUGAUUGGUUCUCAUCGAAGACCAGCAAUUGAGGAUAGGGCGAAGAUGCCGUACACUGACGCGGUCAUCCAUGAGGUCCAGCGAUACAUUGACAUCGCUCCCAUGAGCCUUCCACACAUGGCAACAAGUGAUGUGAACUUCCGAGGAUAUCUGAUACCAAAGGGUAUGCUUGUGAUGCCUGUCCUUUCGUCUGUUCUGAAAGACAACAGCCUCUGGGAGUCACCUGAAUCAUUUAAUGCAAACCAUUUCCUUGAUGAAAAUGGAUGUUUCAAAAAGAGUGAAAAUUUCGUGGCAUUCUCAGCAGGGAAAAGAAUGUGCCUGGGAGAAUCUUUGGCUCGCAUGGAACUCUUCCUUUUUUUGACCACUCUCCUGCAGAACUUUGUCUUCAAGGCUGUCAUCGAUCGCAAGGACAUCGACAUCUCACCAGAUGCAACUGGAAUUCUGGUUGUACCCCAUGUGUAUGAAUUCUAUGCUGUCCCUCGCUAAAUCACCUUGAAUUUUAGCGGUUGAUGUUAAAAAUUAUUUAGUUACUUGCAUAUAUUUAAUGUAACAAAAUUUGGUUAUUUCCCAUUUACUCUUUCUCACUGUAGUCUAACAUGUCAGUCCAUGGUCACUUCAUGUCAAGGUGAGACAGCCCUCAGAGUGGCAAAACAGCUUAUUUUCCAUCUGAGUAGCCUCCAACCUUCCCUUUCUCCCAUGGUCCACUCUCCUCUUCUGUCAGAUUCCUUCCUCUCCAGGCCCUUUAUCUUUUCUCCCACUUGGCUUCACCUAUCAUUUUCUAGCUCUCCUCCUUCCCCUCCACCUAUUUAUUCUGGUGUCUUCCCUCUUCCUUUCUAGAGCUGAAGGAGGGCCACUGUCUGAAAUGAUGCCUGUUGAUUCAUUUCCAUAACUGCUACGUGACAUGUUGAGCUCCUCCAGCAUGUUCUAUGUAUUCCUUUGGAUUUCGAGCAUCAACAGAAUCUCUCAGAUUUAUUAUUAUCCACAAUGAGUGUGUUUUUAACUAUGAUUAUUGUUUGUAAAUAUACACAACAAAAAUAUACAAACAUUUCGGUAGGGCUCAUCAGCUGUGGUUGGCAACUCAUCUGGGAGAAGAAAAACACUUGACCUUUGACCCCUGCUGCCUUGCAGCUAUACCCACUCAUGGGGAAGCCUUUGUGAGCAACCCCACCCCUACCCCCCAAAAUCCUGAGCUGGAGUCCACAGGCAGUCCUAUGUUACUACUGGAAGCAGAAUUCACAUGUUUUAACCCUUUGGUUCAAUUCCUCAGCUGCCUCUGCAUCUUCUGCAGCUGGAAGUCAAGUUGUCAUUACUUCAGAGAAGAGUGGGAUUCUUUGUCACACACCUAGUGAGUGCAGCUCUAAUACUGAAGAGGUUUGAUCCCCAUUUUCAGAAGACCAUUUGGUUUGGAGCUCAGCUGAACAUCUGGGUGCUUGAAGCCAGAGAAUAUGUUCAGAACUGGACAGAGGAUGUGGUGCAUGUGGUGGUGAAACAGACCAUAAGAUAUAGGAGUAGAAUUAAGCCAUUUGACCUGUUAAGUCUGCUGCACCAUUUCAACAUGGCUGAUCCAUUCCCUUCUCAGCUCCUAUCUCCUGUCUUUUCCCUGUAUCCUUCAUGCCCUGACUAAUCAAGAAUCUAUCAAUCUCUGCCUUAAAUAUACCUAAUGACUUGCCCUCCAGUCGCCCGUGACAACAAACUUCACAGAUUCACCACUGUUUGAAGAAAUUCCACCUCAUCUCAAUUCUAAAACGAUGUCCUUCUAUUCUGAGGCUGUACUCUCUGCUCUUAAACACCAAGGGCCACUUGAGAUGUUUUCUUGCGGAAACUGAUUAGUGAUCUCCAUCAGGCUAGUUGACAGAAUUCAGGAGAUAGCAAGGAGGGUGGAAGAGUGUAUCUUCCUGCGCCCUAUGGAGAGUCUGUGGAGCCCUGCUCACCCCUUUCACUCUGGACAUUGUGUGCACUUUCUUGUAUGGUAACAGCUACUGUGGAGACAACUGUCCUCCUGUCUGUGAUGAAACUAGAUCUCUGACCUUGGUCACACAGCAGUAGCUAGAUAUUGUGAGGAAUCAUUGAGCAGAAACACAUUUGCUUCUCUUGGUGGACAGGGACGCUCCCAGGAGCAAAGGGACUAUGACAUGUCAGUAGAUACCUGGUCUGCACAAGAAUACGGAUGCCCCCCCGGCACAAGAUGGCUCAUCUGUGUGAGCAGUGAUGCAGUGUAUGCCCAGAUCAUUCACCAGCAGGAUUAGUACAGGUGCAAACUUGUCUGCUGAAGCAGAUACACUGAUCAGACAUCGCAUUUCUAUUCAGCCCAUGCAGGAAGUUGAAAAUGGGACAGCCUAGAGACCCACGUCUCAGAGAGUGUCAGCUCGUCUCAGGUUCCCAUCAGGAGGAUGAAAAAAUAAUGGAGAUUAAAUUUAUACAGAAGUACAGCACAGAAACAGACCAUUCAACCCAUCUGGUCCAUGCCAAAACCAUUUAAACUGCCUACUACAAUCGAUCUGCACCAAAACCAUACUCCUCCAUAUCCCAACUAUCCAUGAACAUAUCCAAACAUUGAAAUCCAGGCAAACACGACGAAAUCUGCAGAUGCUGGAAAUUCAAGCAACACACUAAAAAUGCUGGUGGAAUGCAGCAGGCCAGGCCGCAUCUGUAGGGAGAAGCACUGUUGACGUUUCGGGCUGAGACCCGGCUCGCAUGCACCACUUGUGCUGGCAACUCAUUCCAGUCUCUCAUGGCCCUCUGAGUGAAGAGGUUUUGCCUGAUGUUCCCCUAAGAUUUUACACCUUUCAAUUUUAACCCAUAGCCUCUGGUUGUUGUCCCACCCAAUCUCAGUGGAAAAAGACUAAUUAUACCCCCCAUAAGUUUGUAUACCUAUGACAAAUCUCCACUCAGUCUUUUAUGUUCUAAAGAAUACAGUUCUACCCUGUUCAAUCUUUCCUUGUAUCUCAGGUCCUCCAGACCUGGCAAAAUCCUUGUAAAUCUUCUCUGUACUCUUUCAAAUUUGGUUACAUCUUACCUGCAGGUAGGUGACCAAAACUGCACACAUUACUCCAAAUUAGGCCUCACCAACAUCUUGUACAGCUUCAACAUAACAAUCCAUCUCUUGUACCCAAUACAUUGAUUUAUGAAGGCCAUUAUGCCAAAAGCUUUCUUUACAAGAUUGUUGAUUAUUGUAUCAAUGUUCUGACAUCACAUGACAUCCAGCUUCAACACACAUCAGUUCACUAGGUGACACAGCGAGUGAAGCAGCACACACAACAGUGUCCCAGAGUCAGCAAUCCCAGACUGAGUGUUGAAAUGGCUCUGGUCAGUAAACAGAGGUUGACAUCCUCAGGAACAUUAAUGUGUAGCAGAACAGCAUAAUGCUAUUACUGCACCAGUGACCUGCUUCAUUUCCCACUGCUGUCUGCAGGGAGUUUGGACAUUCUCCCUGUCGUCACAUGACUUUCCUCCAGGUGCUCUGGUUUCCUCCCACAAACCAAAGACAUACAGGUUAGGCUUCGUGAGGUGUGGGUGUUAGCUCAUCCACUGACUGCGAUGGUCAUUGAGGCAAAAGACAUAUUUCACUCUGCUUCGAUGUAAAUGUGGCAAAAAAACACAAAUCUUUCAUCUGCUGAUGUGGCCCUGAUAUUUAAAAAAAUUUAUAUCUUGUGUCAGUUAUUCAGGAACCACAGGAUAUGUUCAAACCACUGUGUUAUUAUCAAAAUCUCACAUUGUAAUCAACAAGUUGUUUAUUAUCAGCAUUUAAAUUUGCCAUUAUAAAAUUCUUUAUUAAAUAUUCUUUAAACACAUUUUAACACUUAAAAUUAUGAAACUUCCCUGUUUGGUCACACAGAAAUACAUCAGCUGUUCCCAUGGCAACAGUGAGAUGGGCGGUUGUUCUGUUUAAGCUGGAAAUCCAUUAAUGUUUAAAAGAGUUAUGGUUCAAUGUUUCAAUUUAAUAUCAGAGUGUAUACAGUAUACAACCUGAAAUUCUUACUCUUCACAGACAUUCACAAAACAGAAAAGCACAAAGAAUGACAGAAAACGUUAGAACCCCAAAGCCUCCCUCCCCCUAACAAGCAGCAACAAAAUCAACAACCCUCCCCUUUCCCCCACUUGCCCCAGCAAAGGCAUCAACCCCCCCCCCCCCCACCACCACCAUGCAAGCAUCAGCAAAUCUUGCAGAGACCAUCAUCGACAGUCCAUCAAAACUACUGUCCAUUCCAACACUUCAGCAUCUCAGACAUGGUGAUGGUAAACAAAUGUUAGAUUUUAAAUAAUUUGAGACAUGUAUUCACUAAUUACAGUAAAUAAAUAAAAGCUAACUUGUCAAUA
This is a messenger RNA of Hypanus sabinus (Atlantic stingray), 5457 nucleotides long. RefSeq names its product cytochrome P450 2C23-like. Bases 139 to 1626 code for a protein of 495 amino acids. Gene Ontology annotation, biological process: xenobiotic metabolic process. The record is from RefSeq and is a predicted model, not a curated record. Gene Ontology annotation, molecular function: iron ion binding; heme binding; oxidoreductase activity, acting on paired donors, with incorporation or reduction of molecular oxygen, reduced flavin or flavoprotein as one donor, and incorporation of one atom of oxygen. The transcript is spliced from 9 exons. Gene Ontology annotation, cellular component: cytoplasm; intracellular membrane-bounded organelle. Lineage: Eukaryota; Metazoa; Chordata; Chondrichthyes; Myliobatiformes; Dasyatidae.